This is a messenger RNA of Botrytis fragariae, 1692 nucleotides long. Its product is annotated as putative glycosyl family 43 protein. The coding region runs from base 1 to 1692 and encodes 563 amino acids. The transcript is spliced from 2 exons. Gene Ontology annotation, molecular function: hydrolase activity, hydrolyzing O-glycosyl compounds. Lineage: Eukaryota; Fungi; Ascomycota; Leotiomycetes; Helotiales; Sclerotiniaceae. The record is from RefSeq and is a predicted model, not a curated record. Gene Ontology annotation, biological process: carbohydrate metabolic process.
AUGAGGAAUCCCCUCCUAUCCACCUUCCUCCUAGGCUCAUCACUCCUAGGAGCCGCAACAUGUCUCAACACCACCAUAUCCAAUUCCCAUGUAAACAUGUUUUCCACAGACGGUGAUCUCAUCGAUUCCACCUCCGGCAAGAUCGAUUAUUUCGAAGGCCAAUUUCUGUGGUACGGCUUAAAUUUCGGCUGUGGAGAAUCAUUCUGCGGAAUUGAGAGUUGGAGUUCGCUGGAUUUAGUCACGUGGUCCUCCAACGGUCUACUUUUCGACCCCAAGGAAAACGCUACUGCCACCAUCUGCGAAGCAUCCGGCGAUUGCGGAAGACCGCACAUGCUCUAUGAUUCCGCCCGCGCCGUCUACAUCCUCUGGGUCAACGCCGGUACUCCCGGCUACGUAAUCUUCACAUCCUCAUCUCCCACUUCCGGAUUCGUGCCUGAAUCCUCCCGUGCUCUCGUGGGAUACCAACCUGAUCCCGCGACCCAUCAAGCGGGUGAUUUCUCAAUUGCCAUGAUUAACGGAACGGGUUAUAUUGCCUACUCUCUCAUUGAUUUCACCACUCUCGGGGCAUCCAUUUGGCCUCCAUUCAAACAAUCCAUCUACACCCAGCAACUGACCAGCGAUUUCAUGAACACGACUGGAAAUGCAACAGAGGUUCUCCCCGUAGGAGAUCUCGUGGAUCUCCAAGCCGAAUCUCCAGAUAUUUUCUAUCGCGAUGGAUAUUACUACAUCUCCGCGUCCAACACGUGUGGUUUCUGCCAAGGAACCCUCAUGAUCAUGUACCGCGCCACCGAUAUCUCCGGACCAUGGACUCGUCAAAUCAUCAGCAGCGAUACAUGCGGUGGACAAACCACCGGUGUUCUAACCAUUCCCUCUUCUACCGGCGGCGACGCAACCUACGUGCACCAAGCCGAUAUCCAAGCCAGCGCUCCCCUUGCCGGCCCCCGAAACGCACAACACGGUCAUCAAUUCCAGGUUCUCAGUUUCAACUCGGACGGUUCAAUUCAAGAUUUGGAUUGUUCCGCUUCCGUCAGCACCACCAUCACUCUCCCAUCCACCAACAGCAGUGUCAUCAUCGACGGACUAGCCAAGAGCGCCUCCCUCGGUUCCGGAAACGAACAUCAAGACUACUACCUCAACUGUUCGCUCCCCCAAUACGCCCUCUACCAAACCUUCUCCACCUCGCAAACCGGAAACCUCACAGCCGUCGGCGUAAACCUUGCUGGCGACGCCCCAACCGACAACGUCACCCUCACCGUUUUCCGCUUCUCCAACACCACCGCUCUCCUCGCCCCCUUCUACCAAUGGGAAACCCUCUCUACCAUCAACGUCACACCCGAAGAAUUAAGCGCCGCCGUCCUCGCCAUCUCCAUCCCCGUCGGACAAGAAGUUUCCGCGGGCGAUAAUAUCGGCAUCGCUAUCACCAGUUUGGGAAUCACACCAGUAUGCGUAGCGAUGCGCGGAACAAAUAGUGAAUAUGCGACUGCAUGGGCAGGAGCUGCAAAUGGUGGAUUUGUCCCCGCACAAAGUGUGGGAGAGAAGGUUGCGAAUGCAACUGAGACUGGAUCGGGAUCGGGUGGAGUUUUGUAUGCUCAGGGUGUUAACCAGGUUAGUUUGAGAGGAAAGAACGGGAAUGAGAUUCCGAUUUUGGAGCUUAGUGGGAGAGAACUUAAAUGGUAUGCGAUUGUUGAAUAG